This is a messenger RNA of Lathyrus oleraceus (garden pea), 907 nucleotides long. RefSeq lists its product as uncharacterized. Gene Ontology annotation, biological process: negative regulation of transcription by RNA polymerase II. The transcript has a single exon. NCBI's taxonomy places the organism in Eukaryota, Viridiplantae, Streptophyta, Magnoliopsida, Fabales, Fabaceae. Gene Ontology annotation, cellular component: histone deacetylase complex; chromatin. Bases 47 to 787 code for a protein of 246 amino acids. Gene Ontology annotation, molecular function: transcription corepressor activity. The record is from RefSeq and is a predicted model, not a curated record.
UACUUUCUUACUUCUAUACCUUUUGAGUUUUGAUUCAGCCUUCAAUAUGAGCAGUUCAAGAACGGAUUACACGUUUGAGGAUGUAUUGGCGUAUGUAAAGACAGUAAGAUUGGUGUUUGAAGAUAAGAUUGGAAAGUUUGACGAAUUUGUCAGACUCAUACGUGAUUAUGAAGCCAGAAGAAUUGAUCUAGAAGCUGUCAAAGAAGGAGCGAUAGAGUUGUUUGAAGAGCACAAAGAUUUACUUUCAAGAUUCAAUAUCUUCUUGCCAGGAAACGAAAUCUCACUUCCAUUGGAUGAUGAACAACAAGGUGAUGAUGAUGAACUAGCGGCCCAAGAUGAAAAACAAGGUGAUGAUGAGCAGAAAGAUAAUGAUCAACAAGGUGUUGACGAUGCAUUUGCGGCCAAAAAUGAACAGAAAGAUGAUGGUCAACAAGGUGAUGGCGAUACAUUAGCGGUGAAAGAUGUUGAACAACAAGGUGAUGGCAAAGAUGUUGAACAACAAGGUGUUCCUCGUAACUCUAAAAUGUUAACCUUGAGGUUCAUUCCAAUGCCUAUCAGAAAUCAACCAAAUUUUACAAUUCGGAACAUACAUUCGGGAACUAAAGUCUCCGAUAUGAAGAAAUUCCUUGAACUUCACGUGAGAAACGCUGUACCGCGAGACGGCAAAUUCUUUUUUAUCCACAAUCGUCGAGUAAUGUAUGAGAAUCUAUCCUUUGAGAUGCAUGAUGCUCGGACUGGUGACAGGAUUGAACUAUUUGAUGGGGUCAUCAUCGCAGGCGAUGAUUAGGAUGAUAGAUUUUACUCUGGUGUGGCCGUUUGAUUACAAUUGUUUAGCAUUUUUAGAAUUCUUUUAGUCAGAUUUCAAUGUAUAAAAAGUAAAUGAUGUUUGAUUACAUUCAUGUGAGUA